GUGCGGCGGCGGCGGGCGCUUCUGCGGUGGCCGGGCUGCGACUAUGGCUUCCAGUGGGGUGACGGUGAGCGCCGCGGGCCCGGCGGGCGAGGCCCCCGAGGUCCCCGACAACGUGGGGGACUGGCUCCGCGGCGUCUACCGCUUUGCCACCGACAGGAACGACUUCCGCAGGAACUUGAUCCUCAAUUUGGGACUCUUUGCUGCCGGAGUUUGGUUGGCCAGGAACUUGAGUGACAUUGACCUGAUGGCGCCACAGCCAGGGGUGUAAUUGAAACCCUGGCUGGGCCGGGCAAUCUAGUUUUUGGAAUAUGUUUUCUGGAUAAAAGCACAUCACUGGAUACUCAGGCAGGUGGGAAGGUCAGUUAAGUUCAUCUAGUCCAACAAGGACCAGUGCUCUGAUUAGUUUUGUUUCUUCACUACUGAAUUGUGAGUGAAAUGCAUUUCUAAAUUUUCAUCAAAGAAAUAAUGGAAAGACAGAUUUUUUUCAGUCUCUAUCAGAAGCCUUUAUAAACGGUUUACUGAUAGUUAAAGGGGCAAAGAGGAUGGAAACCCAAAGUGAGUGGUCCGCUGAGGCGCCUGCUAACGUCUCUCAACUGCUGCCGUGCUGGUGGCAGUGUUCAGAGAACUUGGCGCAUGACUGCAAGUCCCAUCUGCGGCGUUGUGAGAGGGAGGAAAGCACCGCGGGCUGUGACAAUGGGGCAUGUACGUAUAGCGAGCUGCUCACACAGCCUACACUGGAGAGGUGUGCAGCUAGAGCGCCUUUCCCAGGACACGAGGGGCAGGCCAGAAGGAUUCAAAGAGGGCCUGGCCGUUUUUCCCAAUGCUGCUCACAUGUUUGGCAGGGAUCGCUGCUCAGCUUAGGAGGCUGCAAUGACUGCCACCCACAGCAGAGGGCGUGCCCGAGCUACGAUGAAGACAAUGUAGACUUCGGCUUUGUUUCCCUAAAAUUAAAUUCACAAAGAAAAAGAAAUGAAGACUCAACUGAGAUGGAUCGGUUGGAUGGGCUCUGUCUCCGUCUGACUGAAGGCAGCACAUGGCGAGGUGGAGGACUGGCAAAUCUAAGGCUCACAGACAGCAGCUCGAUGCAUUUCUUCCCCUCACCAGGCCUCUCUCACCUGCCAUUACUGUGUCUGGCUCGAGAGUGCCUGAGAAGCUGGCAAAUCAGGCAGCCAGAACAAUCCUUUCUUUAAAAAAUAAGCAAGAGCACUUCCUGUCUAACCUAUCACACCCAAGAAUGCUAUCACUUUGUUAACAUCCUUUGGUUUCUUACAAGUAACAAGCUUUGUGAGCCGUUGUUAAAAUAAAAAACAUACUGCCUCUAAUAAAACUAAUUUACUGAUCUCCAAA
Molecule: messenger RNA, 1347 nt
Organism: Jaculus jaculus (lesser Egyptian jerboa)
Lineage: Eukaryota; Metazoa; Chordata; Mammalia; Rodentia; Dipodidae
Gene: Tomm6
Product: translocase of outer mitochondrial membrane 6
Exons: 3
Coding region: 44-268 (74 amino acids)
Cellular component (GO): mitochondrial outer membrane translocase complex; mitochondrion
Source: RefSeq, a predicted model, not a curated record